Poecilia reticulata (guppy) is the source of this 2132-nucleotide messenger RNA. RefSeq names its product solute carrier family 33 member 1 (gene slc33a1). Gene Ontology annotation, cellular component: membrane. NCBI's taxonomy places the organism in Eukaryota, Metazoa, Chordata, Actinopteri, Cyprinodontiformes, Poeciliidae. The record is from RefSeq and is a predicted model, not a curated record. Gene Ontology annotation, biological process: acetyl-CoA transmembrane transport. Gene Ontology annotation, molecular function: acetyl-CoA transmembrane transporter activity.
GACACGUCAGCUAAAGUUACCCGGACACAUUUCCGUGCUGCACACAACGCUCUUCUUGGCUGUCCUGUGUUUUUGUCCACCGAUGUGUUUUUAAGUUAAACGGUAGUCUAAUUAUUUCUCUUUGUUCAUUUUAUCUGUUAGGACGUUACCAUGUUUUAGCCGAACAAUCUUAUGAAACAAGCCGCUGAUUGACUCAUUCAUUCCUCUAAUUUUGUGUGUUUGUUUCUGCUUUGGCAUGCUGUCAUCACCAGGUUUAUUGUGGGCACAGCAGGUUUGAUGCCCUCUGCUCCAUCAUGGAGCCCUCAGAUUUGACGACACGCAGAAACGGGCGACAGAGGAGAGUACCCGGUGCCUCCACCCUGUCUGAGCACAUCGGCUCUAUGGACAGAGGGGAAACGAGUUCUCCUGAGCCGGAGACGGAAGAGGAGGCUGACGGCCUCAUCAGGAGCUCAGACACAGAGAACAGGAGGCGUCACCGGGUUCAGCCGGGUAUCCGUGGUGAACUGGGGAAUAUAUCACUUCUCCUGUUCCUCUAUGUGCUGCAGGGGAUUCCCUUGGGACUGGCUGGCAGCAUCCCUCUAAUUUUACAGAGCAAGAGUGUCAGCUACAAAGACCAAGCCUUCUUCAGCUUUGUCUUCUGGCCGUUCAGUUUGAAGCUUUUCUGGGCACCGCUGGUGGACGCCCUGUACUUCAGCAGGUUUGGGAGAAGGAAGUCGUGGCUGGUGCCCACUCAGUACCUGCUGGGGCUGUUCAUGCUCUAUCUUUCGGCAACAGUCACCUCACUGCUGCAGAGCGAGGAGGGGCCCAAGGUGGGCACGCUCACCGCAGUCUUCUUCAUGCUUGCCUUCCUGGCAGCCACACAGGAUAUAGCUGUGGAUGGCUGGGCCCUCACCAUGUUGUCUAGAGAAAAUGUGGGCUAUGCGUCUACCUGCAACUCGGUAGGCCAGACGGCGGGGUACUUCCUGGGGAACGUGCUCUUUCUGGCUCUGGAGUCUGCUGAAUUUUGCAACAAGUACCUCAGAAUAGUGCCCAAAGACACUGGCAUCGUCACCCUGCCAGAUUUUUUAUUUUUCUGGGGGGUGAUAUUCCUAGUCUCCACUACCCUCGUGGCCAUCCUCAAAAGGGAGAACGAUCACAGCAGAGGCAGGGGGAACGUCCCAGAAGAGACUCAGGGUGUCACGGAAACCUACAGGCUCCUGUUCUCCAUCAUCAAGAUGCCCACAGUCUUCACUUUUUGUUCACUGCUCCUCACAGCUAAAAUCGGUUUCUCUGCAGCAGAUGCUGUUACAGGUCUGAAGCUGGUGGAGGCUGGAGUCCCCAAAGAGCAGCUGGCGCUCCUGGCGGUUCCCAUGGUGCCUCUGCAAAUCCUUCUGCCAGUGAUCAUCAGCAGAUACACGGCGGGGCCCCGACCCCUUGAUGUCUUUUAUAAAGCCUUUCCAUUCCGGUUGCUUAUCGGGCUUGAGUACGCUCUGCUGGUAUGGUGGACCCCCCAUGUGAAACAAGAAGGAGGAUUCCCACUUUACUACUACGCCAUAGUCCUGCUCAGCUAUGCAUUGCAUCAGGUGGCGCUGUACAGCAUGUAUGUGGCCUGCAUGGCCUUCCACGCCAAAGUGAGUGACCCCCUCAUAGGAGGGACUUACAUGACGCUGCUGAACACGGUCACUAACCUGGGAGGAAACUGGCCCUCCACAGUGGCUCUGUGGAUGGUCGACCCCCUGACCUCUAAGGAGUGCCAGGGGGCCAUAGGACAGAGCUGCAGCUCGUCACUGGAGGCAGGGUUGUGCGUCAAGGAAGGAGGCGUUUGUGUGACGACCAUGGACGGAUACUACGUGGAGUCUGUGGUGUGUGUCGUCAUCGGUUUGCUGUGGUGGCUGUGGCUGGGGAAGAGGAUGAGGCGGCUGCAGGAGCAGAGCUCGUCGGCGUGGAGAUGCAGGGUGAACCAGUGAUACGAAUCCUACAAACAUUUCAGUAGUGAGCUGCACCUUCAGUUUCUCCUCCGAAACCAGCUGGACUCACAGUCGUUCCCACACAGCAACGUUUUGCUCUGGUCUGGCUUUUUCGCCGCCAGAUCGAGGAGACACUUACCAUUAAACAUGCCACUUUAAUGUACACACAUAUGAAGCAAGCCACCA